Molecule: messenger RNA, 1281 nt
Organism: Juglans regia (Persian walnut)
Lineage: Eukaryota; Viridiplantae; Streptophyta; Magnoliopsida; Fagales; Juglandaceae
Product: class V chitinase-like
Exons: 2
Coding region: 1-1281 (426 amino acids)
Biological process (GO): carbohydrate metabolic process; chitin catabolic process
Cellular component (GO): extracellular region
Molecular function (GO): chitin binding; chitinase activity
Source: RefSeq, a predicted model, not a curated record
AUGUCGUCCAAACUGGUUGCCCUCUUCCUCCUCAUCCUCCUAUAUCUCGCUCUCAAAUGCCACUGUUCAACCCCACAAUCACGGGUCAAAGCCGGCUACUAUUAUAUGGGUAUCGGAAAUGUCAUUUCCGAUUUAAAUUCUAAGCUUUUCACGCACCUUAUAUGCGCUUUCACUUUCGUUAACUCCUCCACCUACCACCUCUCCAUCAACUCCUCCACCGAACAACAAUUCUCUACCUUCGCUCACAUUGUAAAAACCAAGAACCCGUUCGUUACAACGCUUUUGUCGAUAUGGGUUGGCAGAGAGCAUUUGUUAAACUUCUUCUCAAUGAUAAACCAGUCCUCUUAUAGAAAUUCUUUCGUUCAUUCUUCCAUAGAGACAGCUAGGCUCUAUGGGUUUCAAGGUUUAGACCUUGCUGGGCUUGUGCCAACAGGAAGUAGCUCGGAUAUGGCCAACUUCGGUACCCUUUUGGACGAGUGGCGAGUUGCUGUAAAUUCUGAGGCAAAAAAUUCAAGCAAUCCAGAGUUACUCCUGGUCAUGGCCGGCAAUCGUCUGCCAGCUUUGGGUUCAGUGAUUUACCCAAUUGAUUCCAUGAGGAGGAACUUGGAUUGGGUACAUGUAACAGCGUACGAUAACUAUUUGCCUGGUAGGGACAGAGUCACAUACUUUCAUGCAGCUUUGUAUGGCCCCUCGAACUUGGCUAAUACGGAUAGUGGCAUAAAUGAGUGGAAGAGAAGAGGUUUUUUGCUGAGCAAGUUGGUCUUGGGCUUGCCUUACCAUGGCUAUGCGUGGACACUUACGAGUCCCCAAAAGAAUCCGGUGGGUGCAGUCUCUACGGGUCCGGCGUUCACAAAGGAUGGUUCCAUGGGCUAUAAGUACUUCAAAUGGUACAUUAGAAACUAUGCUCAAGAAGCAGUUUCCGGGUAUAAUGCUACUUCAGUGGUUAAUUACUGCACGGUUGGGUUAACUUGGAUUAAUUACGACGAUGUGGAGGCUAUUAGGGCUAAAGUUUCUUAUGUAAAGCAAAAGGGUCUGCUUGGUUACAACAUGUUUCAAGUCCGCAAUGACGACAACUGGGUGCUUUCUAGAGCAGCAGCUCAGCUUCGUUAUUGGAACAUGUACAAAAAUGAUGAGAAAAAGCAAAGAAAAGAUUCCCUACAUGAUCCCGUAAAAUACCCAUUCCUCCUCCAGGCCCUGGAUUGCCAAGACUGCUACCGUCCAGAUUCAAGUUUAACCUCCUUGGGCUUUGUUUCAACCAACGAACAGCUUACACCUUUAUAG